UCGCUCUCAAUCAGACAACGGGAGUCACCGGCGCUGAACACACCAGUCUCUCACUCCCGACGCUAAAAACACGUUUAAUACCGAUCGGAGAAACGCUGCCAUGGGGGAUCGAGUAGCUUUACUGCUGCUGGCUGUAGCGGCUUCAUCUCUGGCUGCCGAGGUGCCUACAGAUGUUUCCAUGGGUCUCUUGGCGGAGCCCCAGGUGGCCAUGUUUUGCGGCAAACUCAACAUGCACAUCAACGUGCAGAGCGGCAAGUGGGAGCCGGACCCCUCGGGCACCAAGAGCUGCAUCGGCACCAAAGAGGGCAUCCUGCAGUACUGCCAGGAGGUGUACCCGGAGCUUCAGAUUACCAACGUGGUGGAGGCCAACCAACCAAUCAGCAUCCAGAACUGGUGCAAGAAGGGGCGCAAGCAGUGUCGCAGUCACAUGCACAUUGUGGUGCCCUACCGCUGCCUGGUGGGAGAGUUUGUGAGCGACGCCCUGCUCGUUCCUGACAAGUGCAAGUUCCUGCACCAGGAGCGCAUGGACCAGUGUGAGAGCCACCUGCACUGGCACACCGUAGCCAAGGAGUCCUGUGGAGACCGCACCAUGAACCUCCACGACUACGGGAUGCUGUUGCCGUGCGGCAUCGACCGCUUCCGAGGAGUGGAGUUUGUGUGCUGUCCCGCCGAGGCGGAGCGUGACGCCGACAGCACCGAGCAGGACGCUGAUGAUUCCGAUGUCUGGUGGGGUGGAGCGGAGACUGAUUACUCUGACAACAGUAUGGUGCGGGAGCCAGAGCCAGCGGAGCAGCAAGAGGAAACCAGACCAUCUGUGGUACAGGAGGAUGAGGAAGAAGAGGAGGAAGAGGUAGCCGAGGAAAAUGACGAGGAAGAGGAGGAGGAAGAGGACGCGCUUGACAACGACCAGGACGGAGACGGAGAGGAGGACAAGGAGGCGGCGGAGGAAGAAGAGGAGGACGAGGAGGAUGGAGACGACGACAUCGUCGACACGCUCGACGACGGCGAUGACGCCGACGAGCCCACCACAAACGUUGCCAUGACGACCACCACCACUACCACCACCACCGAGUCUGUGGAGGAGGUUGUCAGGGAUGUGUGCUGGGCCAAUGCAGAGACUGGUCCAUGCCGGGCCAUGCUGCCCCGCUGGUACUUUGACCGCCAGGAGGGCCACUGUGCUCAGUUUAUCUACGGCGGCUGCGGAGGCAACAGGAAUAACUUUGACUCAGAGGAGUACUGCCUGUCUGUCUGCAGCAGCGUCAUACCCACAGCCACGCCCAGCUCCCCCGACGCCGUGGACCACUACCUGGAGACGCCUGCUGAUGAAAACGAGCACGCCCACUUCCAGAAGGCCAAAGAGAGCCUGGAGGCCAAGCACCGCGAGAGGAUGUCCCAGGUGAUGAGAGAGUGGGAGGAGGCCGAGAGGGAAUCGAAGAACCUUCCACGUGCCGACAAGAAGGCUGUCAUCCAGCGUUUCCAGGAGAAGGUGGAGGCGUUGGAGCAGGAGGCGGCAAGCGAGCGGCAGCAGCUGGUGGAGACCCACAUGGCCCGGGUGGAGGCUCUGCUUAACGACCGUCGCCGCCUGGCGCUGGAGAGCUACCUGACCGCGCUGCAGCAGGACCCACCCAGGCCUCGCCACGUCUUCAGCCUGCUGAAGAAGUACGUGCGCGCCGAGCAGAAGGACAGGCAGCACACCCUCAAACACUUCGAACACGUCCGCAUGGUGGAUCCCAAGAAGGCUGCCCAGAUCAGACCUCAGGUUUUGACCCACCUGCGUGUUAUUGAGGAGCGUAUGAACCAGUCUCUGGGACUUCUCUACAAGGUGCCCGGUGUGGCCGACGACAUUCAGGACCAAGUUGAGCUUCUGCAGAGGGAGCAGGCGGAGAUGGCCCAGCAGCUGGCCAACCUGCAGACCGACGUGAGGGUGAGCUACGGCAACGACGCCCUGAUGCCCGAUCAGGACAUGGGAGACAGCCAGACCGACCUGCUGCCCCAGGAGGACACACUCGGCCUGGGGAGUAUCGGCUUCAUCCACCCUGAGAGCUUCAACCAGCCCAACACCGAGAACCAGGUUGAGCCAGUGGACUCUCGCCCCAAUCUUGACAGAGGCAUUCCCACACGGCCAGUGACUGGAAUGAAGAUGGAAGCUAUUCCUGAGCUGCGGAUGGAGACAGAGGACAGACAGAGCACCGAAUAUGAAGUCCACCACCAGAAACUGGUCUUCUUCGCAGAGGACGUGGGCUCCAACAAGGGCGCCAUCAUCGGCCUGAUGGUCGGAGGCGUCGUCAUAGCGACCGUGAUCGUCAUAACCUUGGUGAUGCUGAGGAAGAAGCAGUACACCUCCAUCCACCACGGAGUCAUCGAGGUGGACGCCGCCGUCACCCCCGAGGAGCGCCACCUGUCCAAGAUGCAGCAGAACGGCUACGAGAACCCGACCUACAAGUUCUUUGAGCAGAUGCAGAACUGAGAGAGAGUGUACACAGACACACAUAAAACACACAAACAUCUCCUCCCACACAUCAAGCACCUCCCCUCCCUCCCUUCUCCUCCCCCCCCAACCCCACCCCCUCGACUAGUCCCACGUCUCCAAAAGGCAGCGUGGCUUAGAUCAUCAUCGAGUGACUGAAAUAGUCAGUUACGAGCAUACAUACGGAGCGACUGUAGCCAGGGGUUUGCUUUCAUUUCUGCCUGGGCGGACGCCGCGGCCGAGCCAGUUUGCACCACGUUUGUUCACUUUAUCGGAGCGAGACGCCUUUUAAUUAAAGAGAGGCGUUUUUAUAAGUCGCUCCGUCUGGGCCUGCUGAUGUAUGGAGGAAAAAAAGGCCCCGCCCAGUGCAUCGAAACAAACCCACUCCUUUGGGGAAAGAAGCGCUUUCUCUCCACACUGAUUCAGGGCCAGUGAAUAGUUAUUUUUUGGCGGUUUUAGGUGUGGACUUGUGUAGGCAAAUCUGACCACUGAUCAGUGGGAUUUUAGGCGCGCUGACCCUGGGCCUUGUUUACAAAAAUUGGCUGCAGAAUCAUCAUUUCAAAUCAUUUGUUUCGAUCAUAUUCUUUGUAAUGAUUAUUUAAUGAAGUAAAGGCUUAAAUCAAGCGGCAUGAUUUUUCUAAAUGAAGCCCACCAACUGCACCACUACUGCACUCACUACAGUCCACACUGGAGUAUCCCUUCCUCCUCCUCCUCCUCUUCCUCCAUCCCUCCCUUCAUCCUCUUUUCUUUGCGCAUUCUUACGACAGCUGGGCUGUGUUAAGUCACACAAGGCUCUUAAGGAUAUCUGGAGAUGCUGAUAAUAAUGAAUAUGUUGAUGACGACGGUAGUAAUUAUGUAUUCUGAAUGAGCUGUUUUUUUAUUUUAGAUUCUUUCUUUUUUUUUCUCUUUUUCGUUUCCAGUUUUGUUUUUCAAAAAAAAAGAGUGAAAACGAAGAAAAAAACCAAGAUGUAAAGUCCUUUUUUUAAAUUGCGUGUAAUGUUACUGAAGUAAUGCUGAAGUCUUAGCUGUUCCUAUGUAGUGCAUGACAACAAUGACAACAGGAUUUGGAAAAAAGAAAAAAAAACGCUGCUCUCUCUCUCUCUCUCUCUCUCUCUCGAUCCUUUCUCACGUAUAGAUUGUCAUUCUAGCAAGAUUGUACAUUUAGUAUCUUCUCGUGAUCACGUGACUUCAAACGAUGAAAAAUAUAUAUAAAUCUAGAAGAACGGGCUCUGCUUUGAUAUCAUGUAAAAUACACAUUUAAAAGAGAUCUGUGAUUUUGGAAUUUAAGUGUGUUCCUCUUUUUCUUUUUCUUUCUUUUUUUAUUCCUGAAGCAGGAGGGGGGCUGGCUUCAUCUCUGUUUGUAUAUUAUUCACUGAAAUAUAUUGUGUUGAAAAUCCUAAUGCACAGGGGCUCUCAGAAAUCACCCCCCUUAUAAUGUUUUGUUGAAUUCAUGUUUUUUUUUUUUUUUUAAAAGGGCAUGUUGUGGGUGUGAAGGUUACAGGGAGCGGGAAAAAUGGGAAGAAUCCGGCAUGGGGGAUGGGUUAGGAUUAUCUCUGCGUGUAUGUGUUUUGUCAUUUUCAGUCUCGUCCAGUCAGUUGUAAGCCGACGCCGUCUAUUUUUUGUUUUUUGUAAUCAUUUUGAUGAUAGAACAAGUGCUGAGAGGAGGAGGAGAAGGAAGGAGGGCGAGGUAGAGAGGAAAUGACUUGCAGUUCCGGAUGGAUAGCCAGCCAGGCAGGCAGCCUGUAUAUAUAAUGGAUUUUCACUCCCCCAGCAGCACCUCCCUUACCCUCCCUCCUUCGCCUCCCUUUUCCCUUCCAGGCAUGCUGCUCACCUCUCUGCCAUCAACGCACACUUGACUCCUCAGUGGCACCGUCGUCUGUAUACAGAUGAUAGGGCAUUCAGAGCCGAGUCACGUGGAAGCAGGGAUAAAAAUAAGAAUCCCCCGUUCAUCUUCACACAGUCCGCUCAUGUUAAAGGUUCGUCACCAUCUCGACUCGAAAAGAAAUACUCUGUUAAUAUGGCGAGGAAGAUGUGUGAGGUGUUCAUAUGGAGGCUGCGGUGGGGUGGGUCCUUGGUUUUCAGAGUGAGCUCAUUAGAAGCCCAACAGAGGGCAGUAGAGUAGAAGAGGAAGCAGGAUUUUCUUUCUAUCUUUUUCUUCUGUGGGUUAUAUAUUGGUUUUGUUUUCCACUGUGUAAUAUUGUGCAGGCCAUUUGCAUUUGACUGGGAAACCGCUUUCUACACUGUAUUCCAUAAUAAAGUUUUGAAUGUACAUACA
Messenger RNA from Sebastes umbrosus (honeycomb rockfish), 4742 nucleotides. It is a transcript of the gene appa, whose product is annotated as amyloid beta (A4) precursor protein a. The transcript has 17 exons. Gene Ontology annotation, molecular function: heparin binding; signaling receptor binding; transition metal ion binding. The record is from RefSeq and is a predicted model, not a curated record. The coding region runs from base 101 to 2467 and encodes 788 amino acids. Lineage: Eukaryota; Metazoa; Chordata; Actinopteri; Perciformes; Sebastidae. Gene Ontology annotation, cellular component: membrane raft; cell surface; early endosome. Gene Ontology annotation, biological process: central nervous system development; axonogenesis.